This is a messenger RNA of Heterobilharzia americana, 2039 nucleotides long. Lineage: Eukaryota; Metazoa; Platyhelminthes; Trematoda; Strigeidida; Schistosomatidae. The record is from the annotation of a GenBank genome assembly.
ACAAGAAUAAAUCUUGUGUUCCUUGUGAUAUUUCUCCGCCUGCUUAUUUUGUUACUGAAAUAUUUGUUACUGUAGUUUAAAAGGAACAUUGAAGGCAAGUGACAAUGGAUGAAUGGAGUUUCUUCAGAGGAGUUACUUACUUAUUUCGAAUAACUCAUGAUGAAGAUGAAUGGGUUUAUGAUGAAGAACCUCACGUAGAAAGACGAAAGGAAAUUCUUACCAAGUAUCCAGAAGUCAAGGAGUUAAUGGGACCUGAUAUACAAAUAGUCUAUCUAAGUUCAUUUGAAGUUUUCCUACAAAUUAUUAUGGUUAUGCUGAUAUCUGUUUACCAACCAUCGUGGUUUACAUGGUUAAUAUUAACUUAUACAGUCAGUGGGACAAUUAAUCAUUCACUUGGCUGUGCUAUCCACGAAGUAGGACAUAAUUUAGCCUUCGGGCAUAAGUAUGGUAAAGCAAAUCGAAUCUAUUCAAUAUUUAUUAAUCUACCAAUGGGGUUACCGAUUGCUGUCUCCUACAGGAAAUAUCAUCAAGCUCAUCAUAGAUGGUUAGGUCAUGAAGACGGAGAUGCAGAUAUGCCAUUACGUCUUGAAGCUAAAUUAUUUAGGCAUCCAAUCACUCGACUAAUAUGGAUUAUUAUUCAUCCAGCAUUUUAUGCAUUUCGUCCGUUUAUCAAGCAUCCAUUACCGUUAACAAUAUGGGAGAUUGUCAACUUUUUUGCACAAAUCCUCUUCGAUAUAAUUAUCUGGUAUUAUUUAGGUGUAUGGUCAUUAGGUUAUCUGGUUAUUGGUACACUACUCGGUUUGGGAUUGCAUCCACUCUCUGGACAUUUUAUCAGUGAACAUUAUCUAUUCGCAGAUAAUCAGGCAACUCAUUCGUACUAUGGAAUUGGAAAUUAUUUAAUGUAUAACUUAGGUUAUCAUGUUGAACAUCAUGACUUUCCGUACAUUGCGUAUACCCGAUUGCCGAAGGUCAAAGAAAUUGCGUCAGAGUAUUAUGAUCCUCUGCCGUACCACAAAUCGUUAUGUAGAGUUUUAUGGGACUUUGUCUUCGCUCCGAACAAUGGUCCUCAAGCGCAUUGUGUCAAUUCUCAAGAUUCAUCAAGGCCAGAAAUUUAUGACAACACAGUAUCCAGUAAUCUGUUGAAGUAUGCCUAUGCAACUAUAACAUCAGAAUCAGCGAGCAAAAAGAAAGCCGACUAAAUAUUCCUUGUUUUUCUUCUCCUCUUUUGCUUUCAAAUAUUUAUGCAUAUUUCUACUGGGUAUCUAUUUUUGUUAUGACUAUUCCUCUUUCCAUGGGCUGUGACUGAUGACCAGUCUAGUCGCUUGACUUUCUUUCAUCCACAGGGUCACGGGUUCGAACCCAAGUUCACUGACUGACACCUCACACCAUAGUUAUGGCUUAUUGUCUUUCGAUUGACAGUGUACUGUACUGCAUUUCUCCUCUGGAUGUAUGCUACUCUUAUGUUGUGGUUUUUCUGUCGAACUCCUUUACCAAACAAAAAAAAGGAGAAAAGCGAAUUGUGAAUUUAUUCAAUUGGCUGUGAUCUCUCAUAUGAUGUACAUUUUUACCUAUUUAUGAUAUGCACUAAACACGUUGAUUUUUCAGCGUUUGUAGGAGGAGGGAGGGAGUGUGAAAGCCUUAGUUUUGAUGAAUCCUAUCCACCUCUCCUUCUUUCUCGACUUCUUCAACUCAAUAUAUCGAAGAUGUUCUUUUGUAACAUACAUUUUCUGUCUUUUAUCUUCCUUAUUACAUUAAUUAACAAGUGUAUUCAAAGUGGUAAGUGUUUCAGGUAGCGAUUGACGCACAUAUACACUCAUGCACCCACCUACAAUGUUUCUCAUCCCUCCAUUGUAUAGCUGGUUUGUGUACUUUUAUAAACCAGUCUUUAUCUUAGUGAGUUUUGCAUAUCCCUAUGUGCCUUUCCUUACUUUCUUGUAUACUCUUUUGACUCAUAGUGUGAAAAUAUACUGAUAUGUACUUAUAAUAUCUGCUGGAGUUCGGUUGAUAAACUUUCACCUGCACUGGGCACUGAGGGAACU